AUGUCUGUGACCAGCGGGAAGACGGGACCAUCCCUGACCCGGGAGAUCCUGAGCCACCUGGGCCUUGCCAAUAAGACUGCAGCUUGGGGGACCCUGGGUACCCUCAGGACCUUCUUGAGUUUCAGUGUGGACAAGGACGUACAGAAGCUGCUGAGGGCCAUUGCAGGCCAAGGUGUGGACCGCAGCACCAUUGUGGAUGUGCUGACCAAUCGGAGCAGAGAGCAAAGGCAGCUCAUCUCUCGAGCCUUCCAGGAGCGCACCCAACAGGACCUGCUACAGUCCCUGCAGGCAGCGCUCUCCGGCCACCUCGAGAGGACUGUGGUGGCCCUGCUGCAGCCUGCAGCCCGUUUCGAUGCCCAGGAAUUGAGGAGAGCCUUGCAGGACUCAGGUUCUGCUGAGUAUGUGGCCAUGGAAAUUCUUGCCACCCGAACCCCACCCCAGCUGCAAGAGUGCCUGGCAGUCUACAAACACGAUUUCCAGGUGGAGGCUGAGGAGGACAUCAAAUCUAAAACCAGUGGCAUCUUGCGGGACCUACUCCUGGCCCUGGCCAAGGGGGCCCGUGAGAGCUACUGUGGAAUCAUUGACUACAACCUGGCAGAACAGGAUGUCCAGGCAUUAGAGCGGGCUGAAGGACCCAGCACAAAGGGGACGUGGGUCCUUAUCUUCACCCAGAGAAAUCCUGAACACCUUGUCCGAGUGUUCCGUCAGUACCAGCGGUACAUGGGGCAUGAGCUGGAGAAGACUGUCCGGAACCGUUUCCAUGGGAAUGCCCAGGCUCUGCUCAGCCUAGCCUCAGUGAUCAGGAACACACCGCUGUACUUUGCUGAUAAACUUCAUCGAGCCCUCCAGGAAACUGAACCCAAUUACCAAGUCCUGAUGCGUAUCCUCAUCUCUCGAAGUGAGACUGACCUCCUAAGCAUCCGAGCUGAGUUCAAAAAGAAAUUUGGGAAGUCCCUCUACUCUUCCCUCCAGGACGCAGUGAAAGGGGACUGCCAGUCAGCCUUACUAGCCCUGUGCAGGGCUGAAGACAUUUGAGGCCUCCC
Diceros bicornis minor is the source of this 1043-nucleotide messenger RNA. It is a transcript of the gene ANXA9, whose product is annotated as annexin A9. NCBI's taxonomy places the organism in Eukaryota, Metazoa, Chordata, Mammalia, Perissodactyla, Rhinocerotidae. The transcript has 12 exons. Bases 1 to 1035 code for a protein of 344 amino acids. Gene Ontology annotation, cellular component: cytoplasm. The record is from RefSeq and is a predicted model, not a curated record. Gene Ontology annotation, molecular function: calcium-dependent phospholipid binding; calcium ion binding.